Stegastes partitus (bicolor damselfish) is the source of this 7208-nucleotide messenger RNA. It is a transcript of the gene fyco1a, whose product is annotated as FYVE and coiled-coil domain autophagy adaptor 1a. The transcript has 18 exons. Gene Ontology annotation, molecular function: metal ion binding. Gene Ontology annotation, cellular component: lysosome; late endosome; autophagosome. Bases 133 to 4671 code for a protein of 1512 amino acids. The record is from RefSeq and is a predicted model, not a curated record. NCBI's taxonomy places the organism in Eukaryota, Metazoa, Chordata, Actinopteri, Pomacentridae. Gene Ontology annotation, biological process: positive regulation of autophagosome maturation; plus-end-directed vesicle transport along microtubule.
GUCAAUCACAACACUUUCAACAAGUUUGCGUGUAACGCUCAGAGUUGGUUGUUAUGGGCUUGACUCAUAUCUCUAAAACAGACUGGAUGUGACCCCGUGACCUCUGGUUGCCAGGGAGCGAGUGGUGGGACCAUGGCUGCUGGGGCUACAGUCGGGGAGAGCCAGCUCCAGAGGAUUAUCCGAGAUCUGCAUGAGUCUGUCGCAGAGCUUGCAAAGGAGUACAGGGAAAAUGGGGAGCCGAUCACAGAUGACAGUACAAAUCUGCACAAAUUCUCCUACAAACUGGAGUACCUGCUGCAGUUUGACCAGAAGGAGAAGACGACAUUUCUGGGUACAAAGAAGGACUACUGGGAAUACUUCAGUGACUGUCUGGCUAAGAUCAAAGGAGCCAAUGAUGGUAUCCGCUUUGUCAAAUCCAUCACUGAGCUGAAGACAUCCCUGGGGAAAGGAAGAGCAUUCAUUCGCUACUCCCUCGUACAUCAGCGACUGGCCGACACACUGCAGCAGUGCCUGAUGAACCAGAGAGUCACCAGUGACUGGUACUAUGCAAGAAGUCCCUUCAUGAAGCCCCACCUUAGUGUUGACAUCAUCAGCCACCUGUAUGAGCUCAACGAGGUCCAGUUUGAUGUGGCAUCCAGAGGUCAUGAUCUCGACGCCUCCUGGCCAACCUUUGCAAGGAGGACACUGGGAAGCUCACCUGGCCACAUGUGGAAACCACCCAGCCGCAGCUCCAGUAUUAACAGCCUGGCCAGCACUUACUCACAGCAAGCACCUGAGUUCCCCUCUAGCCCCGACUAUGGCCAGGGCCUGUUGAAUGACCUGAAUGAGUCUCUGCCUGCCUGCAUCGAAGAUGUCAGCGCAGUUGAAGACCUUCGCCUGGAGCUGGAUCAGUCAGAGCUGAAGCAGCGAGACCUCCUCGUUAAGGUGCAGCAGCUCGGCGAGGAAGCCGCUGAGCUCAGGGGAGUAGUUGUGGAGCUCCAGAGGCAGCUGGAUGUGUCGCUUGCUACCCAAGAGAAGCAACAGGGUUUGCAGGGAGAGCUCAGGGCUGUUCAGGGGAGAGAGGAGGCUCUGUCCAGAGAGGUGGAAGCACUCAGGACUGGAGAAAAAGCCCGGGAGGCUCAGCAGCUCCAGCUUCAGGAGAAGCUGGCAGCUGCUGAGGGGAAGAACGUAGAGCUCAUGGCGAAGUUAGGUGGGGUUCUGAAUGAGAAGGGCCAGCAGGCAGCCAGCCACUUUGAUUCAGCACAGAAGAUACACGAGUUGCUUGACAGAUUGAAAGAGGCAGAGAAAGGAAAGCUGGAAGCUGUAGCUGAGGUGGAGGACAAGAGGAGGCGGACAGAAAGAUUAGAGGAGGAGCUGAGAGACAAGGAGGUGGCUGCAAGAGAGGCUGAAUCAAAACUUGAAGCAUUACUGACAUCAGUUUCUGAGGAGAAGGCCAAGCUGGAGGCAAAAGUGGAGGAACAGUGUGGUGCUCUUGACAAGCUGCAGGGAGCCUUGACAUUGAGAGAGAAGGAGGCGAGCAAUCUACAGAGGCAGCUGCAGGACCUCCAGAAAUGUGUAGAGGACAAAGAGAAAGAUGUGGAAGAGGUGAAAAGGAGAGCACAAGAAGAUAAAGAUGAGCUGCAGAAGAAUGUUGGUGGCUUGAAAGAUUCUUUAAAAGCGGAAGUCGCUGCCCUUACAGAGCAGAUUAAGAGUAAAGAGGCCGAGCUGACCUCCAGCUGUGAGACACUACAACAGCUAGAAACCAAAAACCAAAGCCUGAACUCAGAGAAGGACGAGCUUACCACGAGCCUUGCUGAGCUGGAGGGUAACAUAAAGGAACAGGCCACAAAGAUGGAGGAAUACAAGACACAGUGCACCAGUCUGAUGGAGCUGAAUGAGAAGCUGCUGACCACGGUGAAGAGGAAUGAGGAGCUGAUGAAGGACAUGGCAGAAAACAGAACAGCGCUCGAGGCUGAACUAGCAGCUCUGAGGGCUUCUGAGAAACAACUGAGAAGCCAGCUGGAUGAUACCAAGAUGACAGUGGAUGAAAAAGAGAAGCGGUUGCGCGAAGAAAACCGCAAGCUGGAUGAGACUCUGCAGCGAGCCACCAUGGCUGCAAAGCUCUCAGAGACCACGUCAAAGCGGCUGGAACAGGAGAACCAGAGUCUGAGAGAGGAGCAGGACAAUGUGAAAGGAGCUCUUAGCCGCAUGCAGGCAGAUUUGAAGAAUGUUCAUGGGCAGAUCGGAGAGUUGGAGAAGAACUUAGGGGCUUCACGCAAGAACGAGGCCAAUCUUCAAGAACAGCUCCAAGCCAAAGAGGCUCAGCUAGAGAGUAAAGAGAAGGACCUUGGUACGUUGCAGUCCAGAUUAGUGGAGCUAGAGACCAAGGAGAAGGAGCUUGAGAUUGCAAAAGCUAACGCAGAGGCAACCUGUGUUCGACAGACAGAAAUGAUUGAAAGGGUGACCUCUGAGAAACAGGCGAUGGAGAAAUCUCAGCUGGAGAGGAGUUCGGUCCAAGCCAAGGAGAACCAGGAAGUGACUGGCAAACUAGCUGUGGUUGAAGGCCAGUUGGAGGUUAGCAUGAAGGACGUGUCCAGGCUUCAGGCGGAGGUCCUUGACCUCAGGGUGCAGGUGCAGAGAGCUGAAGAGGAAAAGCUUAAAUCCACAGCACAGCUGGAGGUGACAGAAGCCCAAAGAGAUGAGCUCAGGACUCUGACCGAGCAGCUUAAAUCUCAGACUGAAGCACUGAAUAAGAACCAUGUAGCAGAGCUCAUGGAGUGCAAAAAGAAAGAAGAGGCGCUCGCUCAACAGCGUGAUCGAGAAGUAGCUGCCCAUGCCGAGCUGGCCAUCUCUGCAGCUGCCAUCCGAGAAGAGCUGGCCACCCUCAAGGCAGAAAACGAAAAGCUGGCUUUAGAAAGCAACGAGACUCGUGAAGGUCUGCACAGGGCAAACACUGAGAUGGCAGAGCUGGGAAUAACCAUCUGUAAGCUAAGUGCAGAAAAGGAAGAGGCCAAAGAGCACUGGGCAGGCGAUGCUGCUAAGAUCGAAGAGCUGGAGAAAGAUGUGGAGCGACUAGAGGAGUGCAUGAAAGAACUACGGCUGGAGAACAGUCAUUUAAAAGAGGAGCUUAUACAGAAGGAGACACUUCCAAGGACGAUCACGGAGCUCCAGGAUGAGCUGGAAAAGACCAAGACCCAAGUGCAAAGCAUCAAAGACUCCUGCCGAGAGGAGAUGGAGGCAGUUAAGUUCCAGAUGAGCUCAGAGAGCAUGAAUCACCAGGUUCAGAUAAAGAGUGCGAAUGAACAACUGGACAAGGUGAAAGUCCAGCUGCAGGAGGAGCAGAUGAAGGUGUCCAGCUUGCAGGACAAAGUGUCUGAACUCGAGGCUGUGAAUGAGCAAUACCUGCAGCUGACUGGGGAGAAAGAUGCUCACAUCACCAAGACAGAAGCAGCAGUUCGCGGGAACGAAAGCGAGAUUCAGCAGCUCAGAGACGCAGUGACCAGUGCUGAAGAAGCACACCUGGCAGCUCAAAACCUGUGCGACGAACUGAAGCAGAAACUGAAGACAACGGAAGCCGACAAGCAAAACCAGUAUCUGAAGACGACCGCGGAGAUCGAUGACCUCAACAGAACCAAGACCAACCUUGAAGAGCGGCUCAUCGAGCUGAUAAGGGACAAAGAUGCGCUGUGGCAGAAGUCGGAUGCUCUGGAGUUUGAGCAGAAACUGCGAGCCGAGGAGCGUUGGUGGUUGGUGGAUAAGGAGGCGACGCAUUGUCUCGACUGCCAGGGCCAGUUCACCUGGUGGGUGCGCAGACAUCACUGCAGGCUUUGCGGCCGCAUCUUCUGCUACUACUGCAGCAACAACUUUGUUAUGACCAAGCACAGUGCAAAGAAGGAGCGCUGCUGCAGGGACUGCUACAGCCAGCACAGUGCGGUGGUGGAGAGGUUCACCGAGGCUGAGCUGAGUCCUUCAGAUGUGGCUCCUCCUCCACCUGGAGCUGGACCUCAACCACCUCCCGAACCAGCGCCGUAUAAACCCACCCCCAGGGUAACAGUUUCAGACCCCUGUAACCGAUCUGACGAUGGAGUGUUCGAUAUCAUCACAGAAGAGGAGGUGAACGGCGUCUACGACAGCGACGCCACUUCUCAAACCACCGGAGGCUCCCUGGAGGGAGAACAGGACCGACGGCAGCCAGGGGCGCUGGACAUAGGCUCUGGAGAGGCGACCGCUGAUGAGGAGCAUGUUCCCACCGUUCAGGAUUCAGAGAUCAACCUUCUCAAAUCAGGAGAAGUCACGAUGGCUGUCCCUCUCGGCAUUGAUGAUAUUUCUCAGUUUGGCGACGGUACCAAGGAGCUCUUCAUCAAGUCCAGCUGUUACAGCGUCAUAACUGUUGCUGUGGGUGACUGCGGCCCAACCAUCUGCUGGAUGUUUUCCUCUGAGCCCAAGAGCGUCUCCUUUAGUGUGGUGUACCGGGAAUCCAGCGACAUUCAGGUGGAACAGUCAAAGGUCCUGAUUCCUCUGACUCGCUGCAAUUCCCAUAAAGAGACGAUUCAGGGACAGCUGAAAGUGCGACACCCCGGCCUCUACACACUCAUCUUUGACAACUCCUUCUCACGGUUCAUCUCCAAGAAGGUCUUCUACCAUCUGACUAUGGAGAAGCCUGUAAUCUACGAUGGGAGCGACUGUCCCUGAAGCCCCCACAGAGGCGCCGCCGUGAUGUCACUGUGACAGCUGGAGGGAAACUGGCAGGACGGCAACUCAGUGAUUUGUUUUUAGAAACCAAGUAUUUUCUGUUUAUUUAACUCAUGUUUUCACUUGUGGCCCAAGUGAAUUGUUCUUAACCAGAAGAAAGACGUUUCAGAAGGUUCAGCUCAUGCACCAAGUCUUCUAGAUGCCUUCAGUUUGUAGUUUAGUUUUUACUGUUUGUCUGUAGGUCUUCGGUUUGGUUUGGCCUCUCUUUUCCCAAAUAUCUUGCUGGGAAUUCAAGUUACUGCACCUGCCUCUAGCAGUUUAAGAUCCGACACGAGGCUGUUAGCGGAUGACAAUCGUUUCUGUGCAAAAGUGCAGAAAUAUUUUAACAUUUUUUUAAAUUCACGGCCAGUUAUACGUGUUAUGUGAGGUCUUUUAAAGCAGAUGCUGUAGAGGUUUGAGCACAGUGCAGAUGGGUGUUUGUUUGCGGUGACAGCAAGGCAUUGUGGGUCUUUGUGUACGUCAUCGUGGCAAUGUGUGAUCCUGGAGACACCUGCUGCAGACGUAGCAUCACAACCAUGCAAGAUGAAGCCAGGAAGCUCUACAGAUGUGUAGUUGAGAGUUUAAAGACUGAUGACACACGAGUACUGCAAAUAUUACUGCAGUAGCAAUAAUGUGGUAGUGACGAAUGAGUGUUCGUUAUUUGGAACGCUGUGAUGCGACUGGUGCCAUCCCAUUGCAAGAUAGAUUCUAGUUCAGAAACAUGUCUUUGGACAGCUGUACUUAAUCAUUCAUUAAUCAAUAAUAAAUAACACUUUGUGCACACAAACACAUACACUUCAGUAUCUGCAAACCAAAGAAUUAACAUCAAAUAUCAGCUAGCUCGACAGAGGUUUACAUUCUGUAGCCGUCUGUUCUGUGCACGCUCCCCUUAGCGUGCCCUCCCUGACCCUAAGCCUUUAUGGUAGCUUAGUGUUGAUCUCAGAGUAUUGAUUAGUCCUGUGAUCAUGUAGUAAUGACUGCUGAGUCAGCAUAUCCAUCUGUAGCUCUUUAUUUGACUUGUCUGAUACGCUAUGUUUGCACUUGUCCAGCGCAGGAUGGCAAGAAAAAGAGAAAGAAGCAGUAACCAAUAAUUGCUCUGGAAAAAACAACUUCUGCUUCAUCACGAAGCAAAAGCACUUUGUGCACGUCUCAGGAGGGGACGUUCAGCUGUCCUCCAGGGGGAGCAUGUCCCUGUUUUUGAAAACUACAAGAGAAGGAAAUAAAAACUGCCAUCAUAGUUUGUGUGUGAGGAGCCCUGCACACCAGCUUCUCCUCCCACUUUAUAUGUAGGAGCUCAUCAAGUGUCUGCUUUUACUAUUACAACGACCUUCAGUUGAGCUCCAUCACUGACUGUCUGCUAACGAGCUACUGUACGUCCCAAGUGCCUCUCGAUUCUGAUUGCAGGAAUUAGUUUGCUUCUGUAUAUUUUCCUCUUUGUCCUCUCAGAAGCUGACCCUCAGUAGGGAUUGUGUACAAACGGCAUUUCUGCAGAAUAUUACGUCUUCUGGUGAUUUUCCUGUUUGGUUUUUAUCUGAAUCUCUGGAGUCUUUUUGUCGUAUUUUUCGAUACCGCUCUGCUCUUCUUGUACUCUCAGUGAUGAAAUCAGUUUGAAUAUCGUGUGCUGUUUUUAAUUUCAAAGUAAAGCAAUAAGGAUGAAUGACCGUGGUCACUUUCAGAUGCGACCCUACACUACCUAGCAAGUGAUGACGCUGCUUUUCCUGGUCUCUGCUUCUGACGGGGGCAAGUUGAUGCAACACUUCAUAUUUUCUAAAGCUGCACUUUGUGAUGACAUUUUUAAAUGGUUGCAAUAUUAUAUCUGUUAAAUUUAUACUGUUGUCGUCAGAUGCUUCACACGCUGACAGAUGUUUGUACGAGCUCUUUCUGAAGGAAGGAAAACUGACACGAUUCAUGGCAGCAGGUGCCGGUGAGAGAAGAGCCAGUAAACACAAAUAAAGUGUGUCUGACGUCCUGGAUUCUGUCUGUUCUAGUAAACGGCUGCUUGAAAUGUCAGAACAACGAGAUCGACACGUUAUUUCUGCCUCGCUUUCAGAUAUCUGACAUCUACAAAGACGCGUGUUUGGCGUCUAACAAUACCUUCAGCUGAAUUUACAUCACAAGGGAUGAGCUGUCUGACAGGGAAAGACUUUUCAUUUUGACAGGUGACAGCAGAGCUCUACAGAGAACACAAGCGUUUGAAGUUUGUUGCUCUGCCACAAAUCCAUGAAUUAUUGAACCUUACUUGGAUUCAAUGUGACUUUUGAAAGCAAAAGCACGCCCAAACCUUUGAGUCUAUAUUGAGACACAUUUCUUCCAUUGAAUCCUGAGAGCUUCAGGAAAAAGUCUCCUGAAGACAUUUCAAGAGCCUUCUUCAGUUAUUAUGAACGGAGCUUUUAAUGAACUUCUCAGGAUUAUCGUGACCUGGAUGACGGAGAAUCUACACAGAGAUAUUCCUUCUACAUGGUUUUUAAUAAACUUUUAUAAUACUUUGACAUUUAAAA